AUGAAUAUUCCAGUUCCUCUACCAGUCUAAACUCUUCAUCUUUCUUGCAAGAGUGACCCAGCGGUAAAAUGGAAAAAAGAUGAUAUAAUAGGAUUUGUGAUAUAUUCAUAGUUGCAAUUUCUUAAAUCUGAGGGCUUCAUCUAAAGGUUUAGACCUGGGUACGUAUAUAUCCGAAAAGCCAAAAAUCUAGAAGUAAAUUUAAAGAAACAGACUAGUAUUCAAAUUAUGACUAAGCUAGUUACUGCUUAUUUUGGUACUAAUACUUAGAGCCUUGACAUUUGCAUGGCUUAUUUUAUGAGAAAAGAUAAGAAAUGGGUGUUUUUGCCAAAUUUGACUACAAAUAUAAACUAAGUUAUAGGGGAGGCAAUAUGCCCUGCUAUGAUUUUAUUUAAUGAAUAACAGUAAAAUUAGCUUUUGAAGGGAAUUGAGCACUGGGUAAAGGGUGGCCCCUAAAAUUGCCCCCUUUGA
Molecule: messenger RNA, 468 nt
Organism: Stylonychia lemnae
Lineage: Eukaryota; Ciliophora; Spirotrichea; Sporadotrichida; Oxytrichidae
Source: the annotation of a GenBank genome assembly